Pungitius pungitius (ninespine stickleback) is the source of this 1876-nucleotide messenger RNA. Its product is annotated as solute carrier family 25 member 45. The coding region runs from base 209 to 1057 and encodes 282 amino acids. Gene Ontology annotation, biological process: transmembrane transport. NCBI's taxonomy places the organism in Eukaryota, Metazoa, Chordata, Actinopteri, Perciformes, Gasterosteidae. The transcript has 7 exons. Gene Ontology annotation, molecular function: transmembrane transporter activity. The record is from RefSeq and is a predicted model, not a curated record. Gene Ontology annotation, cellular component: mitochondrion.
UACUAGUGAUUACGUCGUUUGUCAAACAAUACUGGCUUUAUUUGUUGGGGAUAACCGCCGCUAUGUCCUCCGAGGCUACACUCAUGUAAUGCAGAUACAUACUGCUCCUAUCACAAACAACGGCCAUGAGCUGCUGCAGGAUUCCUCCUCGCUUUUAUCUCUGAAACACCACAACCACGUUGUUUGCAGGUUGUGACAUUUGCCUUUUAUGGAAUUCAUAGCUGGGAGCCUUUCCGGUGCACUCGGAUUGGCAGUGGGCCAUCCAUUAGACACUGUGAAGGUGCGUCUGCAGGCCCAGUCUGUGUACACAGGGAUAUUUCACUGUGUGUCUAAAACGUACUCUAAAGAAGGGCUCCAUGGAUUCUUCAAAGGUAUGGCAUUUCCCGUGCUGACCACUGGCAUCACCAACUCUGUUGUCUUUGGCUCUUACAGUAAUGCCUUAGAUCACCUCACUCAGUCUCAGCACGGGGGCCGCGGCCAUGGAAAACCAGCCUCCGCUGCACAGGUCUUCACUGCCGGCUGUUUCUCGGGCCUGAUGCAGGUGUGUGUGUACGCUCCCAUCGAUCUGGUGAAGGUGCGUCUGCAGAGUCAAGCCACUGUUGACAGAUACCGAGGACCCGUCCAUUGUGUCGCUGUCAUCCUGAAGCAAGAGGGACCCAAGGGUCUUUUCAGGGGGGGGCUGGCCGUCGCCCUGAGGGACAUACCCUGCUACGGGCUCUACUUUUUGCCCUACGAGGUCACUCGAAAGGCUCUGGCCAGGAGCGGGGAAGAGCCAGGUACGUUUGCAACCUUGAUGGCAGGUGGCUUGGCGGGCGUGGUGAGCUGGUCCUUCGCCACGCCCAUGGAUGUGGUUAAAGCCCGGGUCCAGAUGUCAGGGGCCGGCGGCAGGGAGUUCAGAGGGGUCCUGCACUGCAUCGGAGUGAGCUACAGAGAGGAGGGAUUGAGGGUCUUCUUCAAAGGCCUUCUACUGAACAGCCUGAGGGCUUUCCCAGUCAACGCCGUCACGUUCCUCAGCUACGAGAGUCUGAUGGGUCUGUACUGUCCACCCCCGAGAUGAGGUGCCCUCCCGACGGGGCGGGGGCUUUAAUGUACAAACCCAAUGCGACUGCAGGUCAGAUAUCCUCUGGGUUACUUAACAUCAUCGGUUAAGAUGAAGAGCCUGUAGUGAAACUUCUAAACUGUACAUGACUUAAACAAAAGUAUAAACUUCACAAAUGUUUUUCACCAUGUUUUAUCUGAUUACGAUGAAUUAUAUUCCUUUCAAGUACAUACGAUGGAGUCUAAUUAUUUUUCAUGAUAAAUAAAUGUGGGGACUAGUCCACAGAGUCGUUCACAUGAAGGGCCACUAGAAACUUCUUUAAGAUCACACAUAAAUUAACUGUGUAAAUACAAGUCUUCAAAUGUUAAGACUCAGCUCAUUGUUAGACGCAUUUGUGUAAUUUCAAUAUACUGCUCUUUCUGUCUGUUCAUACUAGCAAGUGAGAUUUGUUGCUCUGAGGCAAGGCCCGGCCAUUUUAUUAAGGCAUUUCAAAGUGCUUCACAUAAAACCAUAAAAAACCAACAGAUUUACCAACAGUUAGGAACAUUGAUUGAUGUUAAAAGAUGUUAUAAAAUAAUACAAAUAGAAUAACAUUUGCAAUGUAGUUUAAAAAUGUCUUCAAGAAUUAAAGGCAGCAGCAAACAGUAAAGUCUUUAAUCCCGAUUUAAAGGAGCUGAGGCACUCAGCAGACCGGCAGCUUUCUGGGACUUUGUCCCAGAUACGUGGAACAAAAAAACAUAACGCUGCUUCUCUGUUUAGUUUUGACUCUGGGAACAGAAAGUAGACCCGUCCCAGACGACCUGAGGAGUCGUGGCAGUUCAUAAGGUGACAGCAGAG